AUGGCCUCUCAAGCGAACCAGUCCGUCUACCGGGCUACCACUACUGCCCCGGUCAACAUUGCCGUCAUCAACGUUGUUUCCAGGUACUGGGGAAAGCGUGAUACCACUCUGAACCUGCCUACCAACUCAUCUCUCUCGGUCACUCUCUCCCAGAAAUCUCUCCGCACCCUGACCACCGCCUCUUGCUCCGCCAAGUACCCCUCUGAGGAUACCCUGACCCUGAACGGCAAGCCCCAGGAGAUCCAGUCCUCCAAGCGCACUCUCGCUUGUCUUUCCAACCUGCGUGCUCUGCGCAAGUCAAUUGAAGAUGCCGACGCCUCGCUGCCCAAGCUCUCUGCUCUUCCCCUCCGCAUCGUCUCCGAGAACAACUUCCCCACCGCCGCUGGUCUUGCCAGCUCCGCCGCUGGCUUCGCUGCCUCCCGCAUUGCGCGCCAGGGAUCUGGCUCUGCCUGUCGCUCCCUGAUGGGCGGUUAUGUCGCUUGGCGCACCGGUGAGCUCGCUGACGGCAGCGACAGUCUCGCUGAGGAGGUCGCCCCCGCUUCUCACUGGCCUGAGAUGCGCGCCCUGGUCUUGGUUGUGAGUGCCGAGAAGAAGGAUGUUCCUAGCACCGAGGGUAUGCAGACUACUGUACACACUUCAGACCUCUUUGCCACGCGCGCCGAGGCUGUUGUUCCCCAUCGCAUGGAUGCCAUCGAGGCUGCUAUCCGCGAUAAAGACUUCCCCAAGUUUGCUGAGAUUACUAUGCGUGACUCCAACACCUUCCACGCCACCUGCCUUGACUCUUGGCCCCCUAUUUUUUAUAUGAACGAUGUCUCCCGUGCCGCUGUUCGCCUGGUGCACGACAUCAACCGCGCUGUCGGCCGGACCGUCGCCGCUUACACCUUCGAUGCCGGCCCGAACGCCGUCAUCUAUUAUGAGGACAAGGACUCUGAGCUGGUCGCUGGUACCGUCAAGGCUAUCCUUGGGGCUAACACUAUUGGCUGGGAGGGCGCCUUCUACGAGAGAUUGGCCAAUGUCACCGCCCCUGGCGUUGCUCUUGAGAACAUUGACUCUCGUGUUCUGGAUGUUCUCAAGGAUGGUGUCAGCCGUGUCAUUUUGACCGGUGUUGGUGAGGGUCCCAUUACUGUGGAGGACCACCUUGUGACUGAGACUGGCGAGAUUGUUUCCCAGUAA
Molecule: messenger RNA, 1173 nt
Organism: Penicillium maclennaniae
Lineage: Eukaryota; Fungi; Ascomycota; Eurotiomycetes; Eurotiales; Aspergillaceae
Gene: mvd1
Product: diphosphomevalonate decarboxylase MVD1
Exons: 3
Coding region: 1-1173 (390 amino acids)
Biological process (GO): isopentenyl diphosphate biosynthetic process, mevalonate pathway; isoprenoid biosynthetic process
Cellular component (GO): cytosol
Molecular function (GO): diphosphomevalonate decarboxylase activity
Source: RefSeq, a predicted model, not a curated record